Suillus plorans is the source of this 970-nucleotide messenger RNA. RefSeq names its product Triosephosphate isomerase. Gene Ontology annotation, biological process: glycerol catabolic process; gluconeogenesis; glyceraldehyde-3-phosphate biosynthetic process. The record is from RefSeq and is a predicted model, not a curated record. The transcript has 6 exons. NCBI's taxonomy places the organism in Eukaryota, Fungi, Basidiomycota, Agaricomycetes, Boletales, Suillaceae. Gene Ontology annotation, cellular component: cytosol. Gene Ontology annotation, molecular function: triose-phosphate isomerase activity. Bases 1 to 756 code for a protein of 251 amino acids.
AUGCCUCGUCAAUUCUUUGUCGGUGGAAAUUUCAAGAUGAACCCCGUCUCGCGGGGUCAAAAGGAAUCUAUCAUCAGUGUCCUUAACUCUGCUGAUUUGGACAGUACGACUGAGAUCGUCAUUGCGCCUCCGUCACUUUAUCUCAUCCCACUCAAAGACACGGUGCGAUCGGAAAUACAGGUCUCUGCUCAAAACUGCUACUACAAAGAUUCAGGAGCAUUCACUGGUGAAAUAAGUCCUGCACAACUCGUCGACGCCAAUAUCCCGUAUGUGAUUCUGGGCCACUCUGAACGCAGGACCCUCUUCCAUGAAACGUCUGAGUUCAUUGCCCAGAAGACUAAGGCUGCUUUAAAUGCGAAGUUGAAAGUCAUCCUUUGCGUCGGUGAAACCCUUCCGGAGCGUGAAGCAGGGCAGACUGCAGCAGUCGUUCAGAAGCAGUUACAGGCCGUCGUCGAUGUGCUGCAGGAGAGUGACUGGAGUGCUGUUGUGAUCGCAUACGAACCUGUGUGGGCGAUUGGCACAGGCAAAGUUGCCACAUCCGCUCAAGCUCAGGAGGCUCAUCUGGAUAUCCGCACGUUCCUCUCUCAGAAAGUGUCCCCCGCUGUAGCAGAGAACACCAGGAUUAUCUAUGGAGGCAGUGUUACCGCUGCAAACUGCAAAGAACUUUCUACUCAACUCGACGUAGAUGGUUUCCUUGUCGGAGGAGCUUCAUUGAAGCCAGAGUUCGUCAAUAUCAUCAACGCGAGGAGGAAUUAGAUUGUGUGAUGACUCUGCAGUUGUACGAUACCGCUUGAUAUUCAGAUGAACUUGCAGAUUAUGUACUUAGACUUGCGAAAGAAAUAGGAUCACUGUAGAUCGUGAAUCAGUAUGUUCAGAGAUAUCAAUUGGUAGGUCUGACAUACUUAUAAGAAGUGUUCGGUCGGAAUUUAUACGCGAUCAUGAUUAUGAUGUAAUAGCUCACUUUCCCAGC